Molecule: messenger RNA, 1564 nt
Organism: Striga asiatica
Lineage: Eukaryota; Viridiplantae; Streptophyta; Magnoliopsida; Lamiales; Orobanchaceae
Source: the annotation of a GenBank genome assembly
CCCAAAAAUAGGGCGGUGCCUACAACAUUCGCAGCUAAGUUGGAAAAACCUGCACAUUGCCUUCUUUCAUCUGUUAUCCAUCUCCAACUCCAGAAGCCUGGCACCAACAAAAAAAAAAAAAGAAGGCCUUCAUCGCUACAAAUAACUCAAUCGCGGAAAGUCGAACUCAUUACCUUUUGCUGCCACUUCAAGAUGUCAACCAAGAAUCCAGUUUUACCCAUUAUUUUAGUUUUGCUGAUUUUUAAAUUUUUCUUUCCUCGACCUGGUGUUUGCAAAUUCAUAUUAGAGCCGGUCAGCUCCGGCUUCCCGAAAAUUGGGAUAAAAUUUGUCUAUUUUCAAGAAUUCAGCGUCAUUCUGAAAUUAGGGCAAGAUUCGGACCAACAUCUCGAUCGGCCACCACCCGGCCAUCACAUCAUCACGGAAGAGUAUAAUUGUAGAAGAACAGAAUCUAAUGCGUUGUUGCUGAAAUAUGGAUAGUAAAAAGGGGACAUGCUCGGUGGAACGGAUGCAAUUGAUAAUGGAAAACAAACAUAAUAUACGGAAUGUGUCGCUCGUUGGCCAUGUCAACCAUGGAAAGACCACAGUCAUAGACUCGAUGUUGGCUGCGGCUGGCAUCAUCCACGAGGACAUUGUCGGGAAUGUUCGCUCUACUGAUACCCGUGCGGACGAAAUUGAGUGUGGCCUCUCGAUAAAGUCCACAGCUAUAUCACUGUGUUAUAAUUUGAGCUCGAAAGUACUUAAUUGCUUCAAAGGCAAGCAGCAGGGUUCCGAGUUCCUUGUGAACCUGAUACUCUCCGGGACACCUGCCCUCCGCCUCACAGAUGGAGCACUAGUCGUGGUGGAUUGCUUAGAGGGUGUACGGGUGCAGACCAAGACCGUUAUCCGCCAGGCAGGCCCUACAGGAGUAGAUACGCAUUGUCCUUGUUAUAAACAAAUUGGACCGAGUUUUUUUUUUAUGAAUGGCAAGGAAGCCUAUCAGGUCAUGCACAGGAUCAAUAAGGUCAUUGAUCAGGUGAAUGCGGUCAUUGCCACAUACAGCAGCGCCCUCCUUGGAGACUGGCAGGUGUACCCCGAGGAGGGUACUGUCGUCUUUUCAAGCGGAAUAGAUGGAUGGGCAUUCAAUAUAAAAAGAUUUGCCCAAAUGUACGCGGCAAAGUACGAAGGUGACGUGUAUUUUGAUACUGUCACCAAGAAAUGGAGUAGUAGGACCACAGGAUCCUGUACAUGCCAAAGAGGUUUUGUGCUCCUAUGUUACAAUCAAAUAAAAGAGAUCAUGGGUCUGUGCCUAAAUGGUCAAAAAGAUAUUCUAUGGCCAAAGCUGGAGAAGGUUGGGAUCAACAUAAAUUUGGACGAAAAGGAGAAGCUGAUUGGUAAGUCUUUGUUGACGCGUGUGAUGCGGAAGUGGUGGCCGGCAAGUGAUGCCCUUUUGGAGGCGAUAAUAGUCCAUUUCCCAUCUCCUGCCAUUGCGCAGAAGUAUCGUGUGGAGAGUUUGUAUAGUGGUCCUCUGGAUGAUGUGUAUGCAAGUGCCAUUACGGGCUGCAACUCGGAUGGGCCACGAAGAUGA